This is a messenger RNA of Solenopsis invicta (red fire ant), 4692 nucleotides long. RefSeq lists its product as uncharacterized. The record is from RefSeq and is a predicted model, not a curated record. Bases 1723 to 3864 code for a protein of 713 amino acids. The transcript is spliced from 2 exons. NCBI's taxonomy places the organism in Eukaryota, Metazoa, Arthropoda, Insecta, Hymenoptera, Formicidae.
UAUAUAUCCCAUACAGCACCGAUCAUUGCAGAAAGCUUUCUGAAAGGUUUCAAAAUUAUUUCAACCUUUCACAUUUCAUAUGCAACAUUUCUGAAAGAUUUCUGAAAUGUGUCAUAUGAAAUGUUGCAACAGAAAUGUUUCUGAAACCUUACACGUGAAAAUAAUUUUUGAAAAAUUUAAUUGAAUUAUCUCUGAAACAUUUCAAGUGAAAUGAUUUAGAGGAUCUUUCAGUUGAGUUGUUUCUGAAAUCUUUCACAUGUAAUAAAUUUAAAAACUGUUAGUUAAAUUAUUUCUGAAACAUUUCAUAUGAAAUGAUUUAGAAGAUCUUUCAGUUGAGUUGUUUCUGAAAUCUUUCACAUGUAAUAAAUUUAAAAACUUUUAGUUGAAUUAUUUCUGAAACAUUUCAUAUGAAAUGAUUUAGAAGAUCUUUCAGUUCAGUUGUUUCUGAAAUCUUUCACAUGUAAUAAAUUGAAAAACUUUCAGUUGAAUUAUUUCUGAAACAUUUCAUAUGAAAUAAUUUAGAAAAUCUUUCAGUUCAGUUGUUUCUGAAAUCUUUCACAUGCAAUUAAUUUAAAAACUUUCAAUUGAAUUAUUUCUGAAACAUUUCAUAUGAAAUAAUUUGCAGAUCUUUAAAUUCAGUUGAGCUGUUUAUGAAAUAUUUCAUGAAAUACAUUUAUAAAUUUUUAGUUGAAUUAAUUGUAAUAUCUCUGAAACGUUUAAUAAGAUCGAAAUAUUGCAAAUCUUUCGAUUGAGCUAUAACACCUUUCACAAGCAAUACAUUUAGAAACAACAUUAUAUUUUGUUGAUUAUUUUGCGUUCAAUCUUUUAUAAAUAAGACAUUUUUAUAAAUUCAAAAAUAUUUUUUAAAAAAAGAACAUGCAUGAUUUUUUAUUAUUACCUUAAUAUAGCUGAUAAUGUGUACGUAUUGAAAAAUAUACUGGAAAGAUUUUAAUAACAUUGAAAAAUAAACAAUUAAUUAUUAUUCGAUUUAAUUAAUGUAUGGUUUCAGAUUUUGUAUAUGUAACAUAAUUGAUUUCUUUAAAUCUAAAUUGAUAAUACGGUACUGGUUUUGAAAGAAAUUAAUAUAAAUCUAACGGAAGCGAACACACACAAUUGGUGUUUAAUACAAAGAUAAUUGAUUUAGAUUGCAAUUGUAAUUUUGCUCCGUCUUUAAUAUACGCCUUUGUAUGCACGCUUGUGCAUACGGUUCUGAUGGCCUGGCUAUGAAAAGAAAACGCGCGAAUUUUUAUGGUUGGUUGCAAACUGUUGCGAUGCGCGAUAUGCGAUGAUCCCAAGCGUUCAGAUUUUCUUGACAACUGAAAAUCGUCGCGCGUCACGUGUCGCGAGUCGCAGCAUCGUGCAGUCGUGUAGAUCGCACUGGUCUGCAAGGUUCGACAACUGUAGCUCCAUGUGAUUAUGUGAUACAAUCGCAAGGAAGAAUAGUAUAACACGAUUCAAUAAGUACGAUCCGUGAAGUGUCAAGGACAUUCACACUAGUCCAACGUAUACGGAGAAAUCCAUCAUUCCAACGCAUAGCUGUUGAGAUUGGUAUUUUAUUGAAUAAAGGUUUUGUAUAUUUAACAUUUGUUUCUACUGUACAUGAAUUAUAAAACAAAUAGUUUUAUAUUUCAUGUACUGUAGAAACGAACAAAUAUUAGAAGAUCUAUUAAUUGAAGCAUAUAGCUAUUUCAGUUUUGAUUAGUAUAUUAUUUUAUUAUAAAGAUGGAUAGAAAACACAAAAAUUAUUCUUUUCUUUCUAAACGGCAUUUCCGAAGAAUUAUUGCCAAUAACACUGCUUCAGAUUUAUUAAAUCUUUCCAAUAAUGAAUAUCUUGAAUUGAGAGACGAAUUAUUACAAUCUGAUACUAGUGAAGAUUUAGAGCUAUUAGAAAACGAAUUUGUCAAUAGAAAUGAUGAACUUGUAGACAAUUUAAAUGAAAGUGACACGGUUGACGAUAAUGAAUCAAAUAAUGAAGAGGGAGAAAUGCAUAGAAAUGAUAGUAAUAAUAGUAGUGAAAGUGAUACAAAUGCAAGUGAAUUAACUAAAUCAGUAGUACAUUAUAUAAAUGUUGAGCCUGGCGAUAAAACUGAUAAUCAAAAUGAUCAAUUUAUUAAGGAUAUAGCUUCUUGGGCAAUUAUGUUUAACAUUUUCCACGUUGCUAUCAGGGCACUUUUGAUUAUAUUACGUAAAUAUACGCGACAUUCGUUUCCAAAAGAUCCUCGAACAUUACUCUCAACUCCAAGGCACACAGCAAUUAUUGAAAUGGGCGUUGAACAAUAUUGCCAUUUCGGUUUACAAAAUGCAUUAAAAAAAAUGUUAGAUGAAUAUAAUACAGUUUUAGGCCGAAUACCUGCUAGUCUGGAUAUUUUUAUAAACAUUGAUGGUUUACCGAUUUCCAAAUCAAGCAAUGCGACUUUAUGGCCCAUUUUAUGUUCAGAUACAGUUUUAAAAUCAGUUUUCAUUGUGGGAGCAUACUAUGGUCAAAGAAAACCGCAGUGUAACAAUGAGUUUUUAACACAAUUUGUUGACGAAGCAAUUUUAUUAAUUAAUACAGGACUCUUUUAUAAUGAAAUUCAAGUACAAAUUAAUUUUCAUGGAUUAAUUUGUGAUGCUCCAGCAAAAGCUUUUAUUUUAUCAAUAAAAUAUCAUACCGGUUACAAUAGUUGUUCGCGAUGUACUAUUACAGGUGAAUUUUUAGAUGGACGUUUAUGUUUUCCAGCGACAAAAAUAAUUGAUGCUUUAAGAACUGAUGAAGAUUUUGCUAAUAAUAAAUACGACGAUUUUCAAAUUGGUGAGACGAUUUUAAAGCAAAUUCCUAAUUUUGGAUUAGUUUCUAGCGUUGUAAUUGAUUACAUGCACCUUAUAUGUUUAGGAAUAAUGAAAAAAUUGAUAUUACUUUGGAUUAAAGGUCCGCGUACUGUAAAAUUAUCUCAACAGUUAUUAAAUCAGAUUUCAGGAGCUUUAUUAAAUUUGCAAAGUUGUGUACCAAAUGAUUUUGUUCGACGCCCACGAUCACUAAAAGAUGUAAAAUUAUGGAAAGCAACGGAAUUUCGUCAGUUUCUUCUUUACACGGGUCCAGUUGUGCUACAGGAUAUAUUAAGAAAAGAUGUGUAUAUCAAUUUUAUAACAUUACAUAUUGCUGUAACAAUUCUUGCUAGUCCUAAUCUUUCGAAAGAUAAUAAUAAUAUUACAUGGGCCCAAAUGUUAAUAGAGUAUUUUUUAAAAUGUUUCAAAAAAAUUUACGGAGUUAAAUUUAUGUCUCAUAAUUUCCAUACUUUGUUACAUAUUUGUUCUGAUGUGCGGAAGUAUGGACCCAUUGACGAGUUUAGUGCUUUCAGAUUUGAAAAUUACAUGUCAAAUAUAAAAAAAAUGAUUCGAAAAAAUGAGAAACCUCUUCAACAAUUAUCACGAAGAUAUUCCGAACUCAAUAACUUUAAUAUGCUUAGUAAGAAACAAAAAAACAGUAAUGAAAUUUGUUUUGAAAAAAUUCACUCAAACGGACCUUUAAUUGAUGGUUACAACUUUGCUUUUCAGUAUAAAAUAUUACGAACUAAAACAUAUACGAUCCAUUCCAAUAGCACAAGUAAUAAUUGUAUUUCAUUUGAAAAUGGAACUGUAAUAUCAGUUUUAAAUUUAGUCAAAUGUAAUGAUAAUACAAAAUUUAUAAUAGGUAGGAAGCUUAAAGUAGUAAAAAAUUUGUAUUCUGAACCUAUCUAUCCUUGCGCAUCAGAAGAGUUGGGUCUACAAGUUAUGCGCGAAGACACUGCUGUAUGCCUUUGGCCGUGCGAGAAUGUUCGAAAUAAAAUGUGGAAAAUGCCGUACGAUCAUAAUCAGUUUGUUGUUUUCCCAGUAAUACAUACUUAAAAACGGUCGAUAAUAGUUCAUAUAAAUUUCAAAAUAAUCACGAGAGUAUUUUCAAUUUGAUAAACAAAAUAUAUAAUAAUACAUUGAACAAAAAUGAUUAUAAUGAUUUUUGCAUAAUUAGAUUAUUUUAUGAAAAAUAUUCAGUUUAUUGUCGCGCAAUAGUAUAUAAUGUAUUCAACUUUUUUUAUAUAUUAUACAUAAACUUUAGCAAUGCUUUUAGGCAGGAUAUGAAGAGUUUUCAUUAAAUUUAAUUAAAUAAAGUAUUACAUAUAUACUGCGUAUGUGUGUAUGUGUAGAUGCGUGCGUGUGUAUGUAUGUAUGUAUACACACACACACACACACACACACACACACACACUCACACACGUGCGUAUGUAUGUACGCAUAUGUGUCUGUAAUUGUCAUUGACUUACAUUUUCUGUAAAGAAUAAUAUUCUUAUUAUUAUAUUAUUAAUGUUUAAAUUAUUUGUAUUUAUUUGUCGAUUUAUCGCGAGUCGGUUAUUUGUCAAUUUUUUACGAGUUUUUUUUAUUUAUAUAAAUUUAAAUAUUUUUAAUAUAUAUAUAUAUAUAUAUAUAUGUGUUAUUUUUAAGUUUAAUAUGUAUAUGUUCUGUAUAUGUUUUAUAUGUAUGGGAUAUUUUUCAUACUAAUUAUAAAAAAAGUAGUUGUAUUUAAAGUAUACUUGUUUAUGGUCGUGUUUUGACUUUAUACUCAGACAAACACAUAUGUUCAAAAUUAGGACACAAAAGAUCUCUGUUAAAGGUAUUUUAAGCUCCAAUAGAGUAGACUGCGCUACAGUUUUUGUGUUGCAGAAUAUAAUAAGUGAAAAG